AUGGUCCUAUACACUAGAACUGAUUUAGUAUGGUGCAAAGCCUUUCUUCCUACCAUAGAAGGGCUGGCAGUAGAGUGGUAUCGCUUGCUGGAUAAAGGGUCAGUUUACUCUUACAAUGGUUUGAAGAGAUUGUUCAUGGACUACUUCGUCACACUAGUGGAUAGCACUAAAAUGACAACAGAGCUAAUGUCACUGGAGCAGGGAGAGACAGAAUCUCUUAGAGACUUCAUUACUUGGUUCAACAAGGAGGAAACCUCAAUCCCCAAUAUGAGCCAAGAAGUGGCCUUGUUGGUAAUGCAGAGUGGCUUAUUGCCAAGGUUAGCCUUCAGAGAAUACAUGGGUAGAAAGAACUUGAAAACCCUGGCUGAAGCACUGGGUAAAGCUCAUGAGUUCAUUGAAGGGGGUGAGAUAGACAGAGCAAUGUUGGCUAGAAGGUCGAUCUCUGCCAAAUUAGGCAGAAAGCCAGAGUCGAGUCGUGUAGAGGUAGCAGGCAGGACGGACUCAAAUUCUAGCGGAAAUGGAAGGGUGGACUUGUUGGAGAAUUUAGAGUAUUUAGUUGAUUAUAUUCAUGUUAUGUUAAGUUUAAGUCAUUUGGUUAAGGUGUCAUGA
This is a messenger RNA of Chenopodium quinoa (quinoa), 609 nucleotides long. RefSeq lists its product as uncharacterized. Lineage: Eukaryota; Viridiplantae; Streptophyta; Magnoliopsida; Caryophyllales; Amaranthaceae. The record is from RefSeq and is a predicted model, not a curated record. The coding region runs from base 1 to 609 and encodes 202 amino acids. The transcript has a single exon.